Diversispora eburnea is the source of this 753-nucleotide messenger RNA. NCBI's taxonomy places the organism in Eukaryota, Fungi, Glomeromycota, Glomeromycetes, Diversisporales, Diversisporaceae. The record is from the annotation of a GenBank genome assembly.
AUGUCAUCAUCAAUUUCAGUUGACGAACCAACUCAAAAUGAAUUAGCGAAUUUAAGUGUCGCAAUUCAAAAACUUUGGGAUUUGGAUCAUAAUAGAUUGAAACCUGGAGGAGAAAAUGUGACAAUUUCAUUAUUCCAAUUUGUCUCCAAACAAUCCUUUCAAAUACCAACCAUCAAAUAUUUCUGUGCCUUACUUGAUAAUUAUAUACCUCAAACCGGUAUAGCAGAAAAGGUGGAUAACUCCGAAUUAAAAGAAAAUUCUCAAUUUAUUAAGGAAGUUAUGAAAACUGCUCCAAUGAAGUACGCUUAUAAGGCAAAACUUAUUAAAUUAUGGUUUGAUAUGUACGCAAGGCAAGGACAUUCUGGUGAUUCAAGUGCAUUUGAACAUGUUUUCCUUGGUGAAGUUAGAGAUGGCGAAGCCAAAGCAUUUCAUAAUUGGAUUGCCAUUUAUUUCUAUGAAAAAGCUGGUAAAUUUGAUUACAAGAGUUUCGUACCAAUGAAAGAAGGAAAUAGACGACUCAUUACUGUAAGUUACGAAAAAACAUUCUCGACUUCAUUCAUUGGUACAUCUCCCGAAUUCGAAAUAUCCCUUUACACUUUACUCUUUUUAUUGGGUCGGGAAGAUACUAGAGUCACUUUGGAUGAUAUUAAUAUAAAUCUUAAGCUUUACAAUUUUUAUGAAAGAAGUGAUAGAGAGAAAAAGAAUAGAUUAUUAGGUUCAGCUUUUCCUAUGAUUCUCGGACCUACUGCUUAA